Messenger RNA from Dibothriocephalus latus, 333 nucleotides. The record is from the annotation of a GenBank genome assembly. Lineage: Eukaryota; Metazoa; Platyhelminthes; Cestoda; Diphyllobothriidea; Diphyllobothriidae.
AUGAUUUUAACGAAUAUUGAGUUGUCGGUAAAGCAUGUUGUCCGUGUUUUAGCUGCCCUCAAGUCCUCGACCUCGCCUGGACCUGACAACUUGCACCCACUUAUCGCUUCCCGCGAAUUUCAGGCCAGUGACUCUCACCUCGGCUUUAGUAUAGGUUCUCGAAGCCUUCAUGAAUCAAGCGAUCGACGAUUCCCUGGUUUCACCCGCGGAAAACCUUGUGCGACAAAUCUGUUGUUAGCCCGUGAGUCCUGUGCCGACUCGAAAGACAGGGAUUGCCCAACGCACGUGGUAUUUAUUGACGUCAGCAAAGCGUUCGACCAGAUUUCUCACUAA